Necator americanus (New World hookworm) is the source of this 435-nucleotide messenger RNA. RefSeq lists its product as uncharacterized. NCBI's taxonomy places the organism in Eukaryota, Metazoa, Nematoda, Chromadorea, Rhabditida, Ancylostomatidae. The transcript is spliced from 4 exons. The record is from RefSeq and is a predicted model, not a curated record. The coding region runs from base 1 to 435 and encodes 144 amino acids.
AUGCUUGGCGCACAAGCGUUAAGAACAAAGCAGAAAGCUGAACAAAAAGAGAAGGAGAAAAGACAACGUGAGCGACUACGAAGUCUUGAGCUUCAACGCGAUAAGCUGCAUAAAGCUGCAUGUGAAGAAGCAGCUGCACAUUAUUUGGAGAUUUCCGCUCAACCACCGCUGAAAUCGACAAAACACAGGCAUAGUGUUCACACAUCCACGGUGCCGCAUUUACAAGUAACGUCAGCCUCAUUUGAGAAGAUCCCUACUAAUGGACAGUACCUAAAGAACCCAAAUGGACCUCAACGUUCUACAUCGUCGGACUAUUGUAGAGAGGAUCGUAAAGAGGCACUAUCAAACAGUAAUAAAUUCUUGAAAUGGCUUGGAAUAGGUAGUGGAAAUGACAAAAAAGAUCUAAAACAUCGUAGGAUGAGCACUUUCACCUGA